AAAAAAAAAAAAAAAAAAACCUCGAAAGCUUCAUGUAAACUGUGACCGCAAAUCCCCCAUGGUAGUCGGUUUCUCUCACCCUGCAACUCUUUUCCCCUGAUCCUUUUCCUCCCAUUCCAUUUCUCCGUCUAUCCUCUAUCUCCGUCUGUUCAUUUUUCGUCUUCCUGUUGUUCUUUCUUGUUAACGGGGUUUUGAUUUUCACUGGGUUUCAACUUUGAGCGCAAUUUUUGUAGAACAAAGCAGCUUUUCAUGGAUUUAAGGGAUAUGAGUCUUCCAUUUACGUGCUAGCGAUUGCAUCAACCCUUAAUGUUGCAUGAUGUGCUUCCUCGUGCGAUAAACUGAAGAGCGGAUAAUUGAGGUAUUGCACUGAAGAUGAAUGAGGACUAUAAAAGCAUUGAACCGGGGACGGAUUUAGGACUUGGGUUGGGUCACACAGACCAAUGCAUUCAGGGAAGAUUGACCAACAAAUUAGGUGUAGGUGCAAAUGCAGGUUCAAUGGUGGAUGUGGAAUAUGUUACCACCGACUCCCUGUCUGAACUAGUUUGGUCUCCACACAAAGGUUUGAGCCUUAGAUGCGCCAAUUCCAGCUUCAAUAAUAGAAAAACUCCGAUCUUGUGGGAUGCAGCAGCCAAUAACGCAAGUUUUGUACUGCCACGAAGUGUAAUAGCAGGGAAAUCUACUUCCAAUAAUUUACUUGAUAAUAGAACUAUUACUAUUUCACAAGCAGAGAGUCAAUUGAAGAAUAUAUCCGAGGGUAAACAAACUUCAAACAAUACCAGUUCUGAUGAUGCUGCCUGCAUGACAAGCGAAGCACAUAUGCAUAAACUACAGAAAGGGGUGGGAAACCUUGCAAACGAAACAGUUUGCAGGGCAGCAGUAUCUGUUGUAUGUUCUAAACAGGAAGAUCUACAAGCAACUGGAGCAGAUAUAACUGAUGCAGGAAACAUUCCGGUGAACGAAGUAUUGACAGUUGGGAAAAAUGACUGCUCAUACUUGCCAGUUUGUGUGAACAGAAUAAAUGAAGUAUCAAUGAAGCAAGGUGAACCUGAGCUUGAUAAAGUGCAGCAUGACUUGUUAGAUAUGGAUCCAAAUGGUGGAGACAUAAAUGAAGGUCAUAAUAGUACCGCAGGAAAGGGUGUUCUUCAACCCUUGAAUGUGUUUGAUCCUACUGUCUCUCAUCCAACUUAUUUGGGGAAACUGGAAUCAUCUGCAGAAAAUGGCUUACUAAAUAUAAAUGAUAAAAUCGGUGGGUUUGAGGGAAGUAAAAUUUUAGUGACAGUGGUGGAUUCUUCCCAUGAAGUGAGAGGCAGUAACCAGCCAGAUGGUAAAGACAAUUGCAAAGACACGGGUGAUUCAGCUUCUCCAAGUAACGGUGGUAUGCAUUGGAUACAAAGGAAAGGAAAGGAAAAGGCUCUGUCGGAUGGUAAUGUUCAUGGAAGAAUGUUGAACAAUGAAGACAACAGCUACGGAAGUGUUGAAAGCUGUAACAGUGCUUUUCUUGCAACUUCGAAGAGGCGAUGGGGCUUUGAACAACACUUAAUUGUUGGGAACAAAAGAGCCAAAAUGCAAGACGAUAAUGCUUCUGGUCCAACGUCGAACUUAGGUCAAGACAGCUCUUUCAUGAACUGGAUAUCUAACAUGGUGAAAGGAUUCUCAGAGUCGAUACAAGAGGAGGCACCUUCUCUUGACCUUACCCUUGCAAAACCUGAUGUUGAACAUAGAGGCCUAAAUGAAGAACUGAUGGACAAGAAGAUUAAUACUCCUGGGGUCGGUGGCAUUGGUUUCCAAUCUAUCUUCCGGUCUUUGUAUGAUCCGAUCACGAGAGGUGAGGACGGAGCGCCUAGUGCAACCAAACAAGAAGCUAAGGAGAUUGAAAUGAUUAAAAACAGUUGUGAUCUUAAUGCAACUCCAAUAGCAUGUUUUGGGGAGUCUGAUAAAUUUGGCAAACAACUUCUGCUAAACAAUGAGAAUGAGACAGAGUUUUUAUCUGGAAAUGAACCAACCAUACUAAUUCAACUGAAGAAUUCACCUGAAAUUUCUUGUGGCAGUCAUCAAAGUCAUAAAACCAAGUCUGAGGAGAACUUGAAUUCAUGCAAUCUUGUAAGUGGUGCUGGAACAGGUGAAGUUAUCCACCACUCUGCUUUGGAUAAAUGCAAGUCCAACAGUACAGAGAAUGUUGACUGUGAUCUACCUUGUGGAAAGAUUAACCAUACUGCUGGUAAUACGAGUGAUCCUCUCAAAAGCUUGUGGAUUUCCCGUUUAGCCGCAAAAACCUCUGGGGUUAUGGCAAACCCAGAAACUUGCAACCUAAAUAUCAAGGAUGAUUCCCAAUGUUCCAUGCACAGUCCUGGACUGAUUCCUUGCCCUCAAAAUCAAAUUGGUCAUCAUUCCAUGGAUGACUUGGACACUGCUGUUAGUAAGGAACAACGUAAUACAGCUAGUUCUGAGGCUUCUCCUGGUCAUAAGGAAUUCAAAAGCCAUAAUGAGCAGAAAUCCAUUAGUAAGUUCAAAUCUGUUUUACGUUCUCCUAAAGUAAGAAGUCCAGAGGCGAUGGCUUCUGUCUUUGCUAAGAGAUUAGGUGCAUUCAAACACAUCAUACCGUCAGAUUUGACCGUAAAUGUGGGAAAUGAAACUGUGACCUGUUUCUUUUGUGGCACAAGAGGUCAUAGUCUACAUAAUUGUUCUGAAAUUACAGAAAGAGAAAUUGAGGAUCUUUCAAGAAAUAUCAGGCUGUGUAAUGAAACAGUAGAUCCCCCUUGUUCGUGCAUACGGUGCUUUCAGCUCAAUCACUGGGCUAUUGCGUGCCCACUUGCUGCCUCGAGAGGUCAACAGCCAACUGAGUCCCAUGCGUCUUUGGCUGAUUGUUACGAUACUGGUGAGCUCCAACUUGCUUCUGGGAUUGGUUUAAGUGCAAAACCCCUACACGUUGAGGAUAGAAAAAAGAACAGUGUUGCAUCUAUGCUAGAUGAUACUGAUGAUCCCAAUAUCAAAACUGAUCGUAGACCUGAUUGUAAAGCCACUGAAGAAGUGAAGUCUGCAGCAAUGUCGAUUCCAAAAUGUGUUAUGCAAAGAUCUCCAGAGAAAAGUUCGAAAGGAAGUAAGAUGGUCCAUGUCGACAGCUUUGUUGUUGACAAGCCGAAUUCCACUAUACCACAAGUGGUCUUCAAAGCAGUAAAAAAACUUCGACUGUCUCGAAGCAAUAUUCUCAAGUGUAUGAACUCCCACAUGUCACUGUCACUUCUUGAUGGUUUUUUCUUGCGUAUUCGGCUUGGGAAGUGGGAAGAAGGACUUGGGGGAACUGGGUACCAUGUGGCUUGCAUAAAGGGUGCACAACUCACAAAAAAUUCUAUUUCUGUUAUAGUUCGAGGGGUGGAAUGCCAAGUUCAGACCCAAUACAUUUCCAACCAUGAUUUUCUUGAGGAUGAGCUGAAGGCAUGGUGGUGUACAGCUUCGAAGGAUGGCAGCAGAGUUCUUCCUCUGGCAGCAGAUUUAAGAGCCAAAGUGAAAAAGAAAAAGGAGUUGGGUCUGUAAACAAGCACAAAGGUUGAAACUGUACAUAGAAUUAUUACCAUACAUCCCAUACCUACAGCUUGAAAUUCAAUGAACAGUGUCCAAUGGAACAAACAGAUACCAAAUUGUUUAACUUUGUUAUCUAUAUGGGUGUGUCACUGAUGCUGUCUGGUUGGAUUUCAUGAAAGGCAGUCUUCCAACUUUAUGGUAACUCGUGAUAAUGGGACAAGUUUUUGCCACUUUUUCUUUUAAGGUCGACAUGUAUUGUCACACCUUUAUAUGCAAAUUAUUGAAGCAUAGCCGCCUUAAGGGUUUGUUGUUAA
Cucurbita moschata (crookneck pumpkin) is the source of this 3833-nucleotide messenger RNA. RefSeq lists its product as uncharacterized. The record is from RefSeq and is a predicted model, not a curated record. The transcript has 8 exons. Gene Ontology annotation, molecular function: zinc ion binding; DNA binding. NCBI's taxonomy places the organism in Eukaryota, Viridiplantae, Streptophyta, Magnoliopsida, Cucurbitales, Cucurbitaceae. Bases 373 to 3531 code for a protein of 1052 amino acids.